AUGCCAGAUAUUCUUUUUGGAAAUCCUUACCCCUUGGGAGGAGAUGCUCAACUUUGGUUUGCUAAUCACCCUGUCAGCAAGACAAAAGCAUCUGUAUCUGGCUUCUUGCAAUACGUCAAAAGAAACUUUAAGAACGUUAAAUUCGUUGCAGGUAUUGGUUACUGCUUUGGUGCAAAGUACUUUGCAAACCAUCUUACUGAAACAGGCAUUAAUGAUGUUGGGGUUUUUGCACACCCUUCACUUAUUAAAGAAAGCGAAUUAAGGGCAAUCAAAAAACCUUUGAUGAUCUCAGCAGCAGAAAUCGAUAGGACUUUUACCGACGAACUGAGAUACAAGUCGGAAGACAUUUUAAGAACACUUUCAAUUCCUUACCAGAUUGACCUUUUUGGUAAUGUUAGUCAUGGUUUUGCUGUUAGAAGUGAUUUAUCUGACAAACGGGUCAAAUAUGCUGCAGAAAAAGCGUUUGCAGAUGCAAUAUAUUGGAUCCAAUACCAUGCUACAAAAUAA
This is a messenger RNA of Pichia kudriavzevii, 507 nucleotides long. RefSeq lists its product as uncharacterized. Gene Ontology annotation, molecular function: hydrolase activity. The record is from RefSeq and is a predicted model, not a curated record. NCBI's taxonomy places the organism in Eukaryota, Fungi, Ascomycota, Pichiomycetes, Pichiales, Pichiaceae. The transcript has a single exon. Bases 1 to 507 code for a protein of 168 amino acids.